AUGGCUUUCAGAUCCUGUAAGUCUAUAUCACCAAUCUUUUAUUUCAUAUACGACACUCUCAUACAUCAUAGGACCAGUCAUUCUACAGUGACAAUUGUUCGUUUUUUUGAGACCCAAUCAAUCACAAACCACUCAAAUUUCACGGAGAAACAACCACUCACGGUCUCUUACCUCACAAACUCAUGUGGGUUGUCUUUAGAAUCUGCUAUCUCAGCGUCUAAAAAGGUUAACAUUAAGAGCACAGAGAAAUCGAACUCUGUUCUUGAGCUGUUAAGGUCGCAUAGCUUCACUGAAAAUCACAUUUCAUGCAUAAUUUCCAGGUACCCAAAUUUACUUUUGGCUGAUCCAGAGAGAACUUUGAUACCCAAAAUUGAGUAUUUUGAAUCUUUGGGUCUUGUCGGACGUGACUUGCCUAGGAUUCUUUGUUCAUGUAAUGUGUUAUUUACCAGUUUAGAAAACCAAAUCAAACCCACAUUUAAUUUCCUUCAACAAUACAUUGGGGCCAAUGAGAAUUUAAUUCAUGCUCUUAAGCGAUGUAGCCGGGUGAUUGGGUACAACGUUGAAAAAGUUUUGGUGCCAAAUAUCCACACCUUACGGUCCCAUGGUGUGCCUAAAUCUCAUAUUGGAAAACUAAUCAUGUUGCAGCCCAGAGCACUAAUGUUGGGAGGUGAUGUGUUUAAAGAGGUUACAGAUGCAGUUAAGGAUAUGGGUUUUGAUCCCAAAAGUAUAUACUACAUAUUGGCCGUCCAUCAAAUGGCAAACUCAAUUGGGAAACGAAGAAAGAAGCUUAUAUGA
This is a messenger RNA of Cornus florida, 795 nucleotides long. RefSeq names its product transcription termination factor MTEF1, chloroplastic-like. Lineage: Eukaryota; Viridiplantae; Streptophyta; Magnoliopsida; Cornales; Cornaceae. The record is from RefSeq and is a predicted model, not a curated record. The transcript has a single exon. Bases 1 to 795 code for a protein of 264 amino acids. Gene Ontology annotation, cellular component: chloroplast. Gene Ontology annotation, molecular function: double-stranded DNA binding. Gene Ontology annotation, biological process: chloroplast organization; regulation of DNA-templated transcription.